This is a messenger RNA of Puccinia triticina, 2190 nucleotides long. RefSeq lists its product as uncharacterized. The record is from RefSeq and is a predicted model, not a curated record. Gene Ontology annotation, cellular component: intracellular membrane-bounded organelle. Bases 1 to 2190 code for a protein of 729 amino acids. Gene Ontology annotation, biological process: magnesium ion homeostasis. The transcript has 5 exons. NCBI's taxonomy places the organism in Eukaryota, Fungi, Basidiomycota, Pucciniomycetes, Pucciniales, Pucciniaceae.
AUGUCCGAAGCCCACGAGGAGCUGACUGAUGAACCUCCCUUAGGGGGGCAUGCUGUCGCCAACUCUAAUAAGAAAUACACGCCCCAUCCUCUUGCACUCAGCCUACUGGCCAUCAUCUUGUUUUGCCUUUCUGGGCUCCCCGACGGCGCAAGCGCAACCUCGAUUGGCUAUGAACACAGGCCGCCGGCUGAGCUGCCCGUCCUGGAAAGGCGCAAGUCGAUCCCCCACAAUGUCACCCACGACUUGAACCAGUCCACCAACGCGGUCCACAUCAUUCUCAUCCCCGUCCUCGUCCUCGCCUCUGGCCUCUUUGCAGGAUUGACGAUUGGAUACAUGAGUCUCGAUUCCACUCAGUUGGCCGUCCUUUCCAACAGCGGAACGCCCGCACAGAAAGUACUCGCCAGAAAGGUGGCUCCCUUGAGAGCAAAGGGACACAUGCUGCUUAUCACCCUUUUGAUAGCCAACAUGAUCGCAAACGAGACCCUCCCAAUCGUCACAGAGAAAGCCCUCGGGGGUGGCAUCCAGGCUAUCAUCAUAUCCACCGUCUUGGUAAUUGUGUUCAGCGAGAUCAUACCGCAGACGGUUUGCGCGACUUAUGCACUUCGGAUAGGCGCAGCCUGCGCCAAACCAGUCCAGAUGCUCAUCUAUCUGUUUUACCCCAUAGUCUGGCCUAUCUCUCGUUUAUUGACUAAACUGAUAGGGGAACAUUCCGGGGUCAUCUAUCGGCCGGCCGAGUUGAAGGAGCUCGUCAAUCUCCAUGCACGCAAAUCUGAGCACGGUGGCGAUCUGGCCGAGGAUGUGGUGACGAUCAUCAGCUCGGCAAUCGACCUGCAGGAGCGCGUCGUUCAAGACUCUAUGACCGCACUCAACAAUUGCUUCAUGCUCAACAUCGAUACUCAAUUAAACUACAAAACAAUGUCCGCCAUCCUGUCUAGUGGCCACUCUCGGAUUCCCGUUUACGAAAACAUAGUCACUCCCUCUGGAACCGGCCGUCGAAUCGUGGGCGCUUUGUUGACCAAGCAAUUGAUCUUGAUCGAUCCAGAAGAUGGACUACUUCUGCGGGAAUUUCCACUGAAUCCGUUGCCUCACGUGGCAAGCGACAUGCCACUGCUCAACAUCCUGAAUAGCUUUCAAGAAGGACGUAGUCAUCUAGCCGUGGUAUGUCCGCCAGCCAGUAGUCUGACGCAAGUUGAAUUGAAUGAGCCCAAGAUGGAACGAGCGGGCAGCUCUUGCGAGACUAGCAAACGGCAGUGGUGGUGGCCGAUUUUGAAACGGAAGCAAGCACCACCUUCGCCGAGCCUUUCCCGGAAGGGAUCCGCGGAGGCCUUUACUCUGAUGUCAGCUGUCCAGCCCUCGAAGGCAUUACUGACCGAUCAGCCAAUGGGAAUCAUCUCGCUGGAGGACGUGCUCGAAGCGCUGCUCGGCGAGCCGAUCUACGAUGAAACCGACCUAGACGAGCAUGGUCACAUGGCCGUGCCGCCCUACGUGCCUCCCGAAGCUGCCUUUGCGUUGCGACAGUCCUUCUCCUCGCCCUCCCCGGUCUAUGAUGCCAAUGCCUCCUCGUACCUGGCCGCCGGUUUCGCGAACCAGGCCGAGCUUAUCUCGCCCAGCGGGCGCUCCUCCAAACGCUCAUCGCUCGCCUCCAAGCCGGCCCCUUCGCACCAGAUCUUCGAGUUUGAGGGCCCGAAAGUCACCGCCUGCUCGAUCCCGUCCGACCUCGGCAUGCUUGAGGAACCUGUGCCCUCCAGAGUCAUCACCCCUGAGGCCGGGGCCCGGAUAGCCUCUUUGUCCGGCCACUCGACACCCUCGACCUUUUCUGGUGGCCCAGGCGCGACAGAGGGCGUUGACUCACAUGCGGCCGACGGAGAAGUCGAUCUCCAUCGCGGCUUCACUUCCUCGAGCCGAAAGUCAUCCUCGCGUUAUCACCCAGACCCAACUGCCUCAUCGAAUGCCGUCCACUCAUGCCCCACAGAUACCGUCAAUGGGACUCGCCAACCUGAUCACCAGCCGACGGGAGCCAACGCCUAUUCGAAUAAAGCUGAAGAAGAUAAUCCUGACUUGUUGAACUUGCCUGCACACUUCGGAGAGGUCAAUACUGGCGGAUCUUCGGACGGACAAACUUCAGCCUUCGAAGCUCGUUCAGAUCAGUCACCUUGUCCUCAAGAUAAACACUCUACUCACAAUUCUUGA